AUGCUGAAGAGGGGGGACGGGGACGUUAUUAGGAGCUGUUCCAAUGCCACCCUUGAAUUAAACAUGGGGCCACAGGCAAAGCCAACAAGCUUUGAGAAAACGGAAGGUGCUACUGCUAGCGAAGACUGUGGUGUAGGCCCCCUUGAAAACCAGCUCAGCGUGGAGGACUUUGUGAAGAUACAACGGGUCUUCGAGUCUCAGGAUCCAAGGCAAACCAUUUGUAUGCCCAGGGAAGAAUUUAUACAGAAGAUGACAGAGACUGUGGGCUGGGGCACAAAGGAAGAAUAUGGAGAACUCUUUGACAAAGUGGAUGUGGCCCGGGCUGGCUUAGUUGACUGGGACAAGCUGACUUCAUUUAUACUGCUAUCACUUUACGAGAGAGAUGAAAGAGCCAAGGCAACAGUGAUUCCCCAAUGGAAGGACCUGGAAUUCCUCCCAGGAAAACACAAGGAUACCAUCCAGAAAGUAGUUUUCUUAAAAAGUUCCAGUCGUUACUUGACUAUUAGCAAAGAAGGCUUGCUAGGAAUCUGGGGAGAGAACUUAAAGUUGCAAGAAACAGUUCCUAUCACUUCAGAUGCCACCAAACUCAAAUACCUGUGGGUGACAAGCUUAGUUUCUCUGGAAAAUGUUAACAAGAUAGCAGUGGCUUUUACAAGCAAAGAGAUUUGUUUCUAUGAUCUACUGUCUAAAGAGGAAUUUCCUUGUCAAUACAAACUACAAGGCCUGAAAGGAGCUCCCAUCUGCAUGGAUUAUUGGUAUGAUCCUCUUGAUCCCAAAGAAUCCAUUCUUUCUUUUGGGGAUAUAACUGGAAAGGUUCAAGCAAUUGCCUUCACAGCAGCCAUGAUUUCCCUUUUUGAACGACCUGCUAAUGCAUGUGAUGAUGAAGAAGCCACCAUGACCAUUGACUGGGCAGAGUUGCUCUCUGGAUGUCACAAAUGUUGUCACGUAUUACAGCAUACAUUUCAUCAUGGAUACUGGGUCAGGCAAGUUACUUACAUUGCCUCUUUAGAUGCUUUCAUUUCCAGCACAACCAGCAGUACAGACACUGUGCUGCUGGCGUGGAGAGAAAAGCCAGAAACACUCCUUAAGAUGACAUCUUUCAACAUUGCCCAGGGCGUUCAUGCUUUUGAUUACCACUCUCAGCUCAAUUUAAUUGCAACGGCUGGCAUCAACAAUAAAGUUUGCCUUUGGAAUCCUUAUGUCAUCUCUAAACCAGUCGGGGUUCUCUGGGGUCAUUCAGCCAGCGUCAUAGCAGUCCAAUUUUUUGCUGAGAGAAAACAACUUUUCAGCUUUUCCAGGGAUAAAGUUUUGAGACUCUGGGAUAUUCAACACCAGCUGUCCAUUCAAAGGAUAGCUUGUUCUUUCCCCAAAACUCAAGAUUUCAGGUGCCUUUUUCAUUUUGAUGAAACCCAUGGACGACUUUUUAUCUCCUUCAAUAAUCAGCUUGCCUUGUUGGCCAUGAAAAAUGAAGUCAGCAAGAGGGUGAAGAGCCAUUUGAAAGCGGUCACUUGUGUCCUUUACAACUCCCACUUGAAGCAGGUAAUCAGCUCUGAUGUGGGGUCUACUGUGUCCUUCUGGAUGAUAGAAACUGGGCAGAAAAUCAAACAGUUUGCUGGUUGCCAUGGCAAUGCAGAGAUCAGCACCAUGGCCUUGGAUGCAAAUAAGGCCCGGCUUUUGACUGGCAGCACAGAUGGGACUGUAAAGGUAUGGGACUUUAAUGGAUAUUGUCACCACACCCUAAAUGUUGGACAAGAUGGAGUUGUGGAUAUUUCGCAGAUCCUGGUUCUUAAGAAGACUAUUCUGAUUGUGGGCUGGGAGAGAUCAGUUACUGUGUUUAGACCCCAGAACUUCAAUCAGUUUUUCAUCCAGUCUGAAGAAUGGAAAGGGGGAAUCCAUCACCAAGAUGACCUCUUGUGUGCUGCAUUUUUACCUCCGCAAACUCUUGCCACAGGGAGCUAUGAUGGUGAAAUUGUUCUGUGGAACAACAGCACAGAAAAUGCUUACCAUGUUCUUCACCCUGAACACCAGAGGCAGCUAACAUCCAAAUUAGACCUAGAAGCCCAAAAGGUUAAUGUCAAGAGAAGUUGUUCAAUGCAGUGCAUGACGGACCAGUCCACCGUGGCUGCUAGAAAUGUUGAGAUUGACACAGAGGGUAAUAAUGCUGUUACAAGACUCUGUUUCCUUGAAGCAAGAAAAAUCAGUGCGGCCACAGGAGGUGCUAAUCUGGUAUCAUGUGGAGCAUCUGGUCAUGUCAGGUUCUGGGAUACAUUUAAGAAAGCACUUCUGGCUGAAUUUCUGGCUCAUGCAGGAGUUGGAUCCAUUAUUAUGUCAAUUGAUAAACUCAAUCAGUACCUUGCCACUGGAGAUACUGAUGGAUGGUUAAAAAUCUGGAACAUAGAGGAUUAUUGUGUUAGUUCCACUGAGAGCAGAAUCACCCAGGCUCCAACUUUGCUCAGAUCGUUUCAACUCCACGAAGACCGGAUAAGUUCCUUGGAGAUAUGUGAGUCAGGUGGUCAUUUGCUUAUCAUUUCCUCCUCUGCAGACUGCAGUGUCUGUGUGACUGGACUUUCCAGUGCUCCUGCCUUGAUCUUUGGUCAGGCAAGCCAUUGGAAUAUUGAAAACUACUUUUCUCUUCCUAAACAAGAUACUAAUUUAAUAGAAAGUAAGAUUCAAGAGGAAAGCUUGAAAGCAAAUCCUUUAUUUUCUAAAGAGGGCUCAUACUUAGAUUCAACAGAACAUUCUCAACUUACUGAGGAAAACAAAGAUAACUCAACAAACAUUAUCAGGUCAUCAGAAGAAAUGAAUUUUAGUCAGAAAUAUAAGAAGAGAAAUAUUUAUAAGGAAAAGCCAAAGAAACCUUGCUGUGGUGAAAUUAUACAAAAAUCAUCCAGCACAUUUGGGUCCUUAAGCCUUAGAAUCCUGAAAGAGCUGCCCGAAGUGAGUAAACCUGCAUUUCUUCUAGACCCCGGCAAAUUCUUUAAGGAAGAUCUAGAGAAGGAUGAGCCCCAAGGCCCACAGUUUCCUUUGCUCUCUGAAACUUUGAAAGCUGUAUUUGAUGAGAAAAGCCUAUUCCCCAAAGAAAUUCUCGACCGUGAAAGACAAGACAAGCCGUUGUGUCAAGAAACAAAUGAAGUGAAGAUAAAGAGAAAUAAGAAGUAA
Messenger RNA from Psammomys obesus (fat sand rat), 3159 nucleotides. It is a transcript of the gene Wdr49, whose product is annotated as WD repeat domain 49. NCBI's taxonomy places the organism in Eukaryota, Metazoa, Chordata, Mammalia, Rodentia, Muridae. Gene Ontology annotation, molecular function: protein binding. Bases 1 to 3159 code for a protein of 1052 amino acids. The record is from RefSeq and is a predicted model, not a curated record. The transcript has 18 exons.